Molecule: messenger RNA, 3477 nt
Organism: Adineta ricciae
Lineage: Eukaryota; Metazoa; Rotifera; Eurotatoria; Adinetida; Adinetidae
Source: the annotation of a GenBank genome assembly
AUGCCUCUCAACAAAAUUGAUUCGUGGUUUGCACGUAUUAAUCAAGCACUAGGACGGGACAGAAUACCGACAGCUGAUGGUAAAGAAGAUAUUCGGUAUGCUGUACGAAAGAUCAAUCAAUAUUUCAGCGCGGAAAAACCAAAUCAUGAAUCGAUUGGCAAACAUGCAAAUCUCAUCGUUGAACUUUUACUUUCCAUGCAUCGUUGUUCAGAUGAUUUCGAAUUAUUAAGUCAAAUAUUAGUGCUUAUACGCGACGUACUCGAUUGUGACAAGAAAACGCGACGACCAUUGGUUAAAGCACUGAUAAAAAACGAUGUAUGCAGCUUUCUAUUACAUCAUCUUCGUGCUGUUGCUGAUGAUCGUGGUCUAGGACAAGAUCUUUCACUUCAAAUUCAUCAAAUCUUAGCAGUUAUUGGUCAUCACGAUAAACGUCUUCCAUUAAAAGCUCGCCUAUUUAAAACCUUAGGAUGUACGAUUGGCUUGUUGCGGAUAUAUAGUUAUAAUGCCAAGAUUGGUCCAGUGAUUCUGACUCUGUUGAAAAUCUAUGCUAAAAACGCAAUAACUGCGUCAGCGAUAUGUCGCGUUCAAGGUUUACAACCACUAUUGCGUCUAGCACUGACACUCGACCGACGUCAUGCUAAACUGCAAAAGGCUGCUAUCACUGUAGUUCGAUAUCUUACACAAACGAAGAAAUUAGCUGCUCGAGCAGCGACUACAACUAUUGUUCGUGAUAUAUUAGCUAUCGUCUUUUUAAUGGAUAAAUCUCAAGGACCGAGUCGUGGACGUUCAAUUAAAAUCAAAGAAAAUCUCCUCAAAGUGCUCUUAAAUCUAGUUAAAUCAAAGGCUGGUCGUCUUCAAUUUUUGGAAGCUAAUGGUUUUUAUCUUUUGCAUGAAUCAGCGAUGAACGUUCUACAAAAUGAUAGUUUUACUACUUUUCUUGAUCUUUCUUGUCAUAUUAUGUUACAUUGCUGUCCUAAACAACAGUUACCACUUGAAAAUGUUUUUAGUCCAGUGCGAUAUGUUUUACCGCAAGGUUAUGAUUACAUUGUUUCUAAUGAAUUGUUCAUGGCUGAUUCGGAUCCUAAUAUGUAUAAGGAUACGAAUGAGACGCCUGAACAAAGUAAAUCAGUUAUUCCAACAAGUGAACAACGUGUUCGACCGAAGUCAUCGACAGCUUCUAAUGUAGUCACUCGAGUGCCAUCAGCAUCGAAAUCAUCAGCAGUUGCGGCAUGUCGACCAAAGUCAACGAAAGGAGCACGAGCAGAAAAGAAACCACACGAUUCUCAAGCAGUACGAAAGAAGAAAUCGAGUUUAAAUGGGCUCAAAGAUCGUCAAGUGUCAACAAUCGAUGAUGAAGUCGACGAAGAAAGCAAUUCUCUAGUCGAAGAUGAAGAACUCGAUGAUGAAGAUAGUGGUAAGUCCGAUGACGAAGAAGAAGAUGAAGAAGAUGAUGAAGAAGAUGAUCCAUCCAAUCGAGAAAACUUUACGAACUCUUCUGUACCAUUACCGAACGGUGAACCAAUCGCGCGUGAUCCAAUGGAACUAGCUGCAUCUUAUGAUCAAUUUUUUGAUGAAACAGUCGAUCCGAUUCAUGUGCUACGUUUGAAAAUGACACAGACUAUCGUGGAUUCACGGACAGAGAGUUUAUUGACACGAUUAUUUAGCAAUACGUUACCAUCAACAUUGAUGCGCAUCUCAGAUCGAUCUAGCUUUUGUUAUUGGCGUAUGCCUUCAGAUUUACAUUUUCAAGCUUAUUCAAUUCAUGCGACGUCUACAAAAAGUGCCUACCGAUUUACGAAACUUGCAUAUCCAGACGCUUUUAAUGGACUAUCCUAUCCAAGAUGUGAACCCAUGCAAAAAUCAGAUGAACGAAGUAUUCGAUCGAUAUUACUUGGCGAUAUUCAUCGAAUUCUUUCUCCACCAUCGAUUUUCUAUCGAACUGUGUAUGAUUUUGAUGCAGUUGUCAACCGGUCGUCAGUAACAACUUUGGACAACGAUGAUGAACAAAGAUGUCAAAUGCGACCAACCGUUGAUCAUCUUCUGUUCGAUUCUCAAUUUGAAAGCAGCAAUUUACGAAAAGCCAUUCAAAUCACAGAAGAAGAGUAUGAUUUAAUACUCCGUCCAGAUGUCAAUACAUCUCGUCAUCAUCAAUGGUUUUAUUUCGAAGUGUCCAACAUGCGAAACAACAUGACAUAUCGUUUCAAUAUCAUCAAUUUUGAAAAAAUCAAUAGUCAAUUCAAUGCCGGAAUGCAACCAGUGAUAUUCAGUGUACACAAUGCUCGAAAUGGUAAACCAUAUUGGCGUCGAAUCGGUGAAAAAGUUUCCUACUAUAAAAAUAUCUACGGAAGAAAAAAGAAAAUCUAUUACACAUUAACAUUCAACAUACGAUUUCCACACGACAAUGAUAUCUGCUAUAUUGCUUAUCACUAUCCAUAUACAUAUACAAAACUAUUGACGGAUAUAACAAAUUGGUCAAAUACGUAUGACCGAUCGAAUAUUUAUUUCCAUCAGCAGGUACUUUGCAAAACAUUAUCUGGUAACGAUUGUCCUCUGUUGACAAUAACGAGUCUAUAUAAUGAAGAUGAUAUGUAUCAAGAUGAAAAACAAACCAUUCCAAUCCAAGAACGGUCUUAUAUUGUCUUAUCAGCACGUGUUCAUCCGGGUGAAUCGAACGCAUCGUGGAUUAUGAAAGGAAUUAUUGAUUAUCUACUCAGUGAUGAGCAAACAGCACGAAUUCUACGAGAUCGAUAUGUGUUUAAGAUAGUUCCAAUGCUGAAUCCAGACGGUGUUAUCAAUGGAUGUUCGCGUUGUUCAUUAGCGACGAAAGAUCUCAAUCGUCAAUGGUCGUCUCCAAACUCAACAUUAUUUCCAACGAUAUACCAUACGAAAGGUUUAAUAGCAUAUCUAUCAAUGUGUUCUUCACGGCCAGUUACAUUAUUUUGUGACUUUCAUGGACAUUCUCGGCAGAAGAAUUUCUUUUUCUAUGGCAAUGAUCCUCGUCUUCAUUAUCUUGGUCCCGCUGUCGGUCGUUCAGCAGUAACAAAGCUAUUUCCAAAACUAUUCACUGGUGUGCCCGGUUUCGCAUUACAAAAUUGUUUAUUUACCAUGCGAAAACAGAAAGAAGGGUGCGCGCGUAUUGUGGUUUGGGAUGAAUUUAAAAUUGAUUUAGCCUAUACAAUGGAAGCAACAUAUUGUGGUUUUGAUACUGGAAUUUACAAGGGUCUACAAAUCCAAAUAUCAUCGUUACAAUCAAUCGGGCAUGAUUUUUGUCAAGUUUUGUUGAAACUAGUUGAUCAGGAGUUCAAGACAGCUGAAGUUAUUGCUCCAUUUGAAGAACUGUUUAUUGGCAACGAUGAAUAUCAACAAGAGAAACGGACAACUAACAACGAUGAAAAACGUCGUAGUUCCUCAGCAUCCUCUUCUUCCUCAUCGUCAUCCAGUAGUUCGCUGUCAUCAACAGACGGUGAUCUUCAAUGA